Molecule: messenger RNA, 7465 nt
Organism: Populus trichocarpa (black cottonwood)
Lineage: Eukaryota; Viridiplantae; Streptophyta; Magnoliopsida; Malpighiales; Salicaceae
Biological process (GO): DNA integration
Molecular function (GO): nucleic acid binding
Source: RefSeq, a predicted model, not a curated record
AGUACUUAAAAGUGCAUUCUCAUUAAGGCUUUAUAUCAUCGUAUUGCACUAAAGUAUCGUUAAAUUCCCUAACUAAAGCAUGUUUUAUAAUAACAAGUCUAAUAAUAUAAUAUAUCUUUAAUUUAUGGUAAAUGCUUGUUUUGAAUGCAGGUAUAUCUCACAAUUCAAAGGAUUGAUUGCUGUGAUUAACAAUUGAAAGUGAAGAGACAAAAAGAGGAUUAGGCUAAGAGAAGAGAUGCUGGUUCAAUUCCAAACUAGAACACUAUUCGGUUAUUUGAUCAUAACUGGAGUUGUAGAACUCGGAUUUAGGUCCACUUUAUAUGGAUGGAAAGAUAAGACAUAGACCUAAAACUUUCAUGAAGGGUCCAAAACUCAAUUCUGCCAUUUUCAAGUUCAAAUAUUAGCAACAACGGAGAAGUCGGAACCUGUCCUGCAGCUCAAACACUGUUCGGUUUUCAGCUCAUAUCUUGAGUUCUAGAAGUCCAAAUGAGCUCUGGUUUUUUUUGUUGGAAAGCUGAGACAAUUGCCCACAGCUUUCAUGGAACAAAGGGCUCAAAUUCUGAUGUUAGCAAUGACGUUUUGGCCAGCCAACAAUAUCAAAAAUUUGCCAACAAUUUCAAGAACCAGCAGCCAAUAAUGUCAAAAACCAGCCACCAAAUCAAUGGUUGGCCACCAACUAUUUUCUUAGUCCACCAAUCAAUAGUUCUGAAUCUUAGCCUAUAAAAGGAGGCAUUUGCCAUGUAUUUAGAUAUAUUAUUUUUCAGAUCAAAAUCAUGUUCUUGUUUUCUCUCUUUAUAUCUUUGUAAUGUUCAAGUUUUCUUUCAUGUUAUAUUAAUCUCUUGUUUAUGCUUUUUCAUUUCCUUUCCUAUAAUUAGUUAACUUAUAUCAUGUUUAUGUUCUUAUGUUGUUUAUUUAUGUUUUUCUUCUUCAUUAUGUUUAGCUAAGUUAACUAUGUCAAGGUGAAAAGGUUUUACUAAUGGUGUUAGAAUAUGUAUAAUAUAAACUCAACAUGGACUUUAAUGUUUAUAUUCAAGAAAAAUUGUUAUUAGCAUGUCUUAUCUUUUUAUCUUAAUAAUCCUUAAUACCUUGCUUGUUAAAUGGUUAAUCUAGAUUUGUGUUGUAUAACACUUGGUACAUCAAAUGCUUGAUCCUUCAUAGUUUUCGGCCGACAUCGUUGUUAUGAUAGGAACUUGAUUUGUUGUUAACAUAAGCUAGCAACAUGAAUGCCUGAUGAUAUUUAUAAGUAUGGUGUUACUUAGACAAGAUAAUUAAUAUGAUCAUGUUAAUACUUUAUAAUGAGCCAUUAAUGAUAAAUCAUCCGAUUAGAACCUCCUUUGUGUGUGGUUUCUAGUUGAGUAAUAAAAAGAGUUUAUAUUAUAUUUAUUUGAAAUACCAUUAGUGAAUUCUCUAACCUUGACAUUUGUUUUUAUCAUUGUUUAAUCCUUACAUUAAUCUUCCAUCUCAAAGUUCUCAUUAAUUUCUUCCUCUUCUUCUUUUUAUUAUUAUUAUUACUACUACUAUUAUUAUUAUUAUUAUUAUUAUUAUUAUUAUUAUUAUUAUUAUUAUUAUUAUUUACAUUCUUGUUAUAUGUUAUGUACGUUAAGUAUGCUCUGUGUUUGAUCAAGGAUCCUGACAUUGUUGGUCUUGCCUUAUUCAUUCACAUCAGAAAUCUGUUUAUAUUAUAUAAUAUAUCUCUUUGAUCUUUUCAUAAAAUCAGUAUAUAGGCUGGAAACCUGUGACCCGAUCUUUUAGAUCAUUCUCAGGUAUAACAACGCCACGUACUGAGUAUUAUUAUUAUUAUUAUUAUUAUUAUUACUAUUAUUAUUAUUAUUGUUAUUAUUGUUGUUGUUGUUGUUGCUGCAUUGUUAUUUAUAAUUUAUACAAUUAACCUCUCUGUGGUUCGACCCCGGUCUUGCCGGGUUAUUUAUUACUUCGACACUCCUGCACUUGGGAGAAGACAUCAAUCUUUUGGUCGUGUCAAGUUUUUGGCGCCGUUGCCGGGGAGGUAAGUAUUGUAUCAAUUUUAUAUUUCUUUUAUUUUCUUUUGUUUUUUACUUUUAUUUGUUUUUCUAAUUUUGUUCCUUUUCUUUUUCUUUUUAUUUUUCUUUUCUUUUCUUUUGCACUUGCAUGAGAGUUUGGACACGUACAUUAAGUGGUAGACUUUCUAGGAAAUCCUCAUUUUCUUUACAAAACAUGGCCGAAGAAGAUAACCAGUCAAUUCAUAAUGAGAAUAAUGAGAAUAAUCAUGUGAGAACACUUAGAGAUCACAUGAAUCCAACAAGAACAAGUGCACCAUCAUGUAUAGUUUUUCCUCCUGAUGCUUCUCAUUUUAAUUUUAAGCCAGGUAUUAUUCAACUUUUACCCACUUUUCAUGGCUUAGAAUUAGAAAAUCCAUAUUUGCAUUUAAGAGAAUUUGAAGAAGUUUGUAACACCUAUAAUGACUUAAAUUGUAGCAUGAACACCAUCAGAUUAAAGCUUUUUCCUUUUUCAUUAAAAGAUAAAGCUAAAACAUGGCUACAAAAUAUUAGGUCAGGAUCCAUUCGUGCUUGGGAUGAAAUGCAACAACAAUUUUUAAAGAAGUUUUUUCCAUCUCACAGAACAAACUCUUUCAAAAGACAAAUCACCACUUUCACUCAAAAACCAGGAGAAACAUUUUACAAGUGUUGGGAUAGAUAUAAAGACUUGCUUAAUACCUGUCCUCAUCAUGGUUUUGAAACAUGGAGAUUGGUCUCACAAUUUUAUGAAGGGUUAACACCUAAAGAUAGACAAAUGGUGGAAUUGAUGUGCAAUGGAACUUUUGAAGAUAAAGACCCUGAUGAAGCAAUGGAGUACCUAGACUUGCUAGCUGAAAAUGCUCAAAAUUGGGACACCACAGGUACGUGUGAGGCACCAGGUAAAACUCAACCUCAUACAUCUAAUGGAGGCAUGUACAACCUUAGGGAAGAUCAUGACCUCCAAGCCAAAUUUGCAUCUUUAGCUAGAAAAGUUGAGGCACUAGAAUUAAAAAAGAGUGGUCAAAUAAAAUCUGUUCAAGAAAUUAUGUGUCAAAUUUGUGAAACUAAUGAACACUUAACCAAUGAUUGUCCAACUUUGCCUUCUUUUAAGGAGUGUCUCCAUGAACAAGCCAAUGCUUUAAAUAGUUUCCAAAGGCCAAGUCAUAACCCAUACUCGCAAACGUACAACCCUGGUUGGAGAAAUCAUCCAAAUUUCAGUUGGAAGAGUGGUAACAAUAAUGCACAAACUUCACAGCCACCAUUUCAAGCACAACAUAAUUUUCAAAAUUCUCAUGGAUAUGCACCUCCUUAUAUUCCCCCUCCUAGAAGAAAUCUUGAGGAAACACUGCAUGCAUUCAUUGAAAAGCAAGAGACAAUCAACUCUCAAAAUGCUCAAACCAUGACAGAUCUAAAAGAUACUCUUGCAAAGUUCACAUCUGCUCUUAGUUUUCAGGAGAAAGGUAAGUUUCAAUCUCAACCCCAGCAAAAUCCCAAAGGGCAAUACAAUUCAAGUGCAAGUGGUUCCGGAAGCCAACAUAUGGAUCAAGUCAAAUCAGUCACAACUCUCCGCAGUGGUAAGGUUAUUGAAAAACCCGUUCUUGAACCUUGUGAGAAAGAAGAUGAGUUAGUCUCUGAGGGUAAGGAAAGGGUUGAACCUGAACACUGCAAGGAGGAGACUGAUUCCCCACCAGCACUUCCAUUUCCUCAUGCCAUGACCAAACAAAGGAAAGUCAAUCAUAAUUCUGAAAUCUUUGAAACUUUCAAACAGGUAAGGAUCAAUAUACCUUUGUUAGAUGCUAUUAAACAGGUACCGUCUUAUGCUAAAUUUUUGAAAGAUCUGUGCACUGUGAAGAGAAAACUGAAUGUGAAAAAGAAAGCCUUUUUAGCCGAACAAGUAAGUGCCAUUCUUCAGAAUGAUAAUGCUUUGAAAUAUAAAGACCCUGGUUGUCCUACAAUUUCUUGCUUUAUUGGAGAACAUAAAAUUGAUAGAGCUUUACUUGAUCUUGGAGCUAGUGUGAAUUUACUUCCAUAUUCGGUUUUUCAAAGUCUCAAUCUAGGUGAGUUAAAACCUACUUCUGUAACUCUUUUACUUGCCGAUAGAUCUGUAAAAGUGCCUAGAGGAAUAGUUGAAGAUGUGUUAGUACAAGUUGAUAAAUUCAUCUUUCCUGUGGAUUUUAUUGUCUUGGAUACACAACCUAUUGAAGCAUGCAAUUCAAUUCCUGUUAUUUUAGGACGUCCAUUUCUUGCAACUUCUAAUGCAUUGAUUAAUUGUAGGAAUGGAGUGAUGAAGUUAUCUUUUGGAAACAUGACAUUGGAGAUGAAUGUUUUUAACAUUUGCAAGCAACCUGGAGAUGAUAAUGAUUUACAGGAAGUAGAUUUUAUUGAAAAAUUAAUUUGUGAUCAAUUUGAAAACACUUCCAGUGAAACUGAGUUUAAUGAAUCUGAUGAUUUGCAAAUGGUUUAUUUUCAGGAAGAAUCAAAGGCAAAUAGUUGGAGACUAAAAAUUGAGGAAUUGCCACCACGAUCAAUUGAGUCCAUACCUUCAAGUGUUCAACCACCAAAACCCGAUUUGAAGCCAUUACCAUUUAAUCUCAAAUACUCAUUUUUGGGAGAAAAUGAAACUUUUCCGGUAAUAAUUUCUUCCAAACUUAAUGUUCAUCAAGAAGGUAAGUUAUUACAAACUCUGAAAACGCACAAAAAUGCAUUAGGAUGGACCAUAGCUGACAUAAAAGGAAUUAGUCCUUUGAUUUGCACACACAAGAUUUAUUUAGAGGAAAAUGCUAAACCCUCUAGAGAAAUGCAACGAAGGCUUAAUCCUAAUAUGAAAGAAGUAGUGAGAAAUGAAGUCAUUAAGCUUCUAGAUAAUGGAAUCAUUUAUCCUAUUUCUGACAGCAAAUGGGUAAGUCCUACCCAAGUUGUACCUAAAAAGUCUGGAGUUACUGUGAUAACAAAUGAGAAGAAUGAGUUAAUUCCAACUAGGACUAUUACUGGUUGGCGCAUGUGCAUUGACUAUAGAAAACUUAAUUCAAUGACUAGAAAAGAUCAUUUUCCUUUACCUUUCAUGGAUCAAAUUCUAGAAAGAGUUGCAGGUCAUGAAUUUUAUUGUUUUCUAGAUGGCUAUUCAGGUUAUAACCAAAUUGAAAUUGCAUUUGAAGAUCAAGAGAAAACUACUUUCACAUGUCCAUUUGGUACAUUUGCAUACCGAAGGAUGUGUUUUGGAUUAUGUAAUGCACCAGCCACGUUUCAAAGAUGCAUGCUUAGCAUAUUCAGUGAUAUGGUUGAACGUUUUCUUGAGAUUUUUAUGGAUGAUUUUUCUGUUUUUGGUGAUUCAUUUGAUGAUUGUUUAACUAACUUGGAAAAGGUUUUGAACAGGUGUGAAGAGAAGAAUCUUGUGCUAAAUUGGGAAAAAUGUCAUUUUAUGGUAACAAACGGCAUUGUACUUGGUCACAUUGUUUCAUCAAUAGGAAUUGAGGUUGACAAAUCUAAAAUAGAGUUAAUUGCUAACUUGCCAACACCAAAAUCUGUUAAAAACGUUAGAUCAUUCUUAGGACAUGCUGGUUUUUAUAGAAGGUUCAUCAAAGAUUUUAGUGUAAUAUCUAAGCCAUUGUGUAACCUUCUAACAAAGGAUAAUGUUUUUGAAUGGACUGAACAUUGUGAAGAAGCCUUUGUUAAACUUAAAAACUUGCUUACUUUUGCUCCUGUCAUUCAACCUCCUGAUUGGUCAUUACCUUUUGAAAUAAUGUGUGAUGCUAGUGAUUAUGCCGUGGGUGCUGUUUUAGGACAAAGAAAAGAUAAGAAACCCUAUGUGAUUUACUAUGCAAGUAAAACUUUAAAUAGUGCUCAAAUGAAUUACACCACCACUGAAAAGGAAUUACUUGCAGCAGUAUUUGCAUGUGAAAAAUUCAGAUCUUAUCUUGUUGGCUCACCUGUUAUUGUUUUUAGCGAUCAUGCAGCAUUGAAAUAUCUUCUUUCUAAGAAGGAUUCUAAGGCUAGAUUGGUGCGGUGGAUUUUGUUACUUCAAGAAUUCGAUAUCACAAUCAAGGAUAAGAAAGGCACCGAAAAUGUUGUCGCAGAUCAUUUGUCAAGAUUGACAACUGAUUCGAGAUCUGACAUCACACCAAUCAAUGACUACUUUCCUGAUGAAUCUUUACUUUCUGUCUCUACGAUGCCUUGGUUUGCUAAUAUAGUUAAUUUUCUUGUUUCAGGACAUUUGCCAGCUCAUUGGAGUACCCAAGACAAAAGAAAGUUCUUGAACGAAGUGAAGAACUUUUAUUGGGAUGACCCUUACUUGUUCAAAUAUUGUCCUGAUCAAAUAUUUCGAAGAUGCAUUCCCGACAAUGAGGUAAGUAGUGUCAUUAAAUUUUGUCAUUCUGAGGCAUGUGGGGGUCAUUUCUCAUCAAGAAAGACAACUGCAAAAAUCUUACAAUGUGGAUUUUAUUGGCCCACCAUGUUCAAAGACACGCAUGCAUUCUGCAAAACUUGUGAAAAUUGUCAAAAGCUAGGAUCUAUUUCAAGACGUCACAUGAUGCCUUUAAAUACUAUUCUUGUCAUUGAAAUCUUUGACUGUUGGGGUAUAGAUUUUAUGGGUCCAUUUCCUCCAUCAUUUGGUUUUGUGUACAUAUUAGUCGCAGUAGACUAUGUUUCAAAAUGGAUAGAGGCAAUUCCAAGUCGUAACAACGAUCAUAAAACAGUGAUCAAGUUUUUGAAAGAAAAUAUUUUGAGUCGAUUUGGAAUCCCUCGGGUCAUGAUAAGUGAUGGUGGAACACAUUUCUGUAACAAGCCAUUUGAGUCUUUAAUGAAGAAAUAUGGAAUCACACACAAAGUUGCCACCCCUUAUCACCCUCAGACAAAUGGACAAGUAGAACUUGCUAAUAGGGAGAUCAAACAAAUCUUGGAAAAAACAGUGAACCCUAAUCGGAAGGACUGGUCUUUAAGACUUAAUGAUGCACUUUGGGCUUAUCGCACUGCUUUUAAAACAUCAUUAGGUAUGUCACCUUAUAGGUUGGUUUAUGGAAAACCUUGUCAUUUGCCUGUGGAACUUGAACACAAAGCUUAUUGGGCUAUUAAAGCUUUCAAUUCAAACCUGGAUGAUGGUAGCCAUCUGCGUAAGUUGCAAAUAAAUGAGCUUGAGGAAAUAAGAAAUGAUGCAUAUGAAAAUUCAAAAAUUCAUAAAGCAAGAAUCAAAGAGUUUCAUGAUAAGAGAAUCUUGAGAAAAACAUUUGAUGUUGGUCAAAAAGUUUUGCUUUAUAAUUCUCGACUCCAUUUAUUUCCUGGAAAGCUAAGAUCAAGAUGGAGCGGUCCAUUUAUUGUGAAACAUGUGUAUCAUUAUGGGGCCUUUGAUAUUGAGAAUCCAAAGAAUGGCAAUGUUUUUAAGGUAAAUGGACAUCGUUUGAAAGCUUACUUUGAUAAUUUUCCUAGUGAAAUUGAAUCCAUUGGUUUGAAUGAUCCUGUAUAUAAAGGUUGAUUAUAUU